Molecule: messenger RNA, 2503 nt
Organism: Diabrotica balteata
Lineage: Eukaryota; Metazoa; Arthropoda; Insecta; Coleoptera; Chrysomelidae
Source: the annotation of a GenBank genome assembly
GCAGUUUCGUUGCAUAUUGCCAUUCUUCAAGUUCUUGACAGAUUACAGAUUCACCUUCGAAAAAUGAAUGCAAAGGAGAGUUUAACUUUGCUAUUUGACAGACCUGGAGAACCACUGUCACUACCAAAGGGAAAGGAAGGCGUCCGAUUUCUUGUUCCUAGUCAGUAUAUGCAAGAAGACUACCAACAUUCUGCAGACGAAAAUCAGAAACCAUUCGAAAAGUUGGUCAUUACUCCCAGAAGUGAUUUGAACUCAAAUGAAGAACAAAAAACUGUUCGUGUUAAUUAUAUUGAAUUGCCUUCCUUAACUGAAAUAACUGAAUUAGGGAAAAACGAUAAUUUUUCCUUAUUUAUCCCGAAACACCAAAAGAUUGCUGCCAAGCUAACAUCGUUAUUUAUGGGUAUGAAAACUUGCGAUGACCUGCUGUCUUUGGCAGCAUGCGCUCGAGAACGUGUCAAUCCUCUUCUUUUUAACUACGCGUUAUCUGUGGCUUUAUUACAUAGAAAUGAUACCAAAGAUUUGGAUUUGCCAUCUGUAGUGUUUUCAUUUCCUCAUAAAUACAUCGACAGUCACGUUUUUUCCAAAGUUGCAGAAGCUCAGAAGAAGAAUUCAUCACAGAACAAAAAGACUCCUAUUAUAAUGCCCAUGAGUUACACGGCAUCCAAUUUGGAAGUUGAACAUCGUUUAGCAUACUUCAGAGAAGAUAUUGGAGUAAAUCUUCAUCACUGGCACUGGCAUUUGGUGUAUCCCAACACAGGGGAUGAUGUGAUUGUCAGAAAGGAUCGCAGAGGAGAACUCUUUUAUUAUAUGCACCAACAGAUUGUAGCAAGAUAUAAUUUUGAACGUCUUUGCAAUGGAUUGAACCGGGUGGAAAGAUAUACUAAUUUUAAUGAGCCCAUCCGCGAGGCUUAUUAUCCGAAAAUAAAUAGCAUGGUUGGAAACCGAACUUACCCUGCUAGAGUACCGAAUAUGCGUUGGCAGAACGUACAGCGAGAUUUUGAUGAAGCGGGAAAUACAGCAAUUGAUAUAGAACAGAUGGAACGUUGGAGACAUAGAAUAUAUAAUGCUAUUAAUUUGGGAUUCGCCAGGGAUAAAAAUCGUAACGAGGUAGAGCUUACUGAAACCGAAGGAAUCGACAUUUUGGGUAACAUGGUAGAAGCAUCCGAUAAUCUAUCUCCAGAUUUUGAUUUUUAUGGUAAUUUUCAUAAUAUGGGUCACAAUUUAACUGCCUACAUUCAUGAUCCUGAUUAUCGACACCUGGAAUCCGGUGGUGUUAUGGGCGAUUCCGCAACUGCUAUGCGAGAUCCAUUUUUCUAUCGCUGGCACGCAAAUAUCGAUGAUAUAUUCCAAAAUCAUAAAAACAACUUGGCUCGUUAUACUGAACAGCAAUUAAACUUUGCUAAUGUUGUUGUCCAAGAUGUUAAAGUCCAAACGCAGAACACUGCUGAUAACAUAUUUGAAACGUUUUGGCAACAAUCUGACUUGGAUCUCUCAAGAGGCCUGGACUUCCAAGAGCGCGGAUCUGUUUUCGUGAGAUUUACACAUUUACAACACAAACCAUUUUCCUAUACAAUCACUGUCAACAAUACCAACAACAGUGAAACUGUUGGCACUUGUAGAAUAUUCAUGGCACCCAAAUUCGACGAAAAAGGCAAUCCAUGGCUUUUUAAACAUCAAAAGAAUAUGUUUAUUGAGUUGGACAAAUUUACAGUAAAUCUCAAACCCGGAAGUCACCCAAUAACCAGGAAAUCAAGCGAUUCUUCAGUUACGAUUCCAUUUGGAAGAACUUACCGAGAUUUGGAGGAAAAUAGACCAGACAAAAGUGAAGUCAAUGCAUUGGCUCAAUUUGACUUUUGUGGAUGCGGUUGGCCGGAAAAUUUGUUGAUACCAAAGGGAAAUGACCGAUUUCAGGCAGAACUAUUUGUUAUGAUUUCGGAUUAUGCUGGUGACAGGGUUGACCAGAGCGUUACUGGAAAAACUACUGACGCAGGAAGUUAUUGCGGCCUUAGGGAUAAAAAGUAUCCUGAUCGUCGGUCUAUGGGUUAUCCAUUUGAUAGAUUACCUAGAGAUAAUGUUACUAAUCUUCAACAGUUCCUUACACCAAAUAUGUUUGUCAAGGAUGUGAUUAUUCAAUUCAAAAAUCAAAUAGCUACAGGAUCUAACGUUUCAGAUCCACCGGCGGAAAAACCUGAAGAACCAUGGUCACACCACCCUUCACAUCCAUCACAUAGACAUCCAUCACAUGGACCUCCACCACAUAGACAUCCAUUCCAUGGACAUAGAUUUGCAGGCCAAUAAACCAACUGUGAGGAUCAGGAAUGUAAUCAUACAUUUCGAUAACCGCGUUUACUCCCAGCGAAGGGAUUCAGUAAUAUUUAUUCAGCUUUUAUUUUUCAUUGCUUACUUUAUAUUUAUUAUUUACAUUAUCAGUGCAUAAAUAAACUUGCAGGCUUUGGACAAACUUUGUAAUAUUUUAUAAAUAAAUUUAAAUAUUGCUUGACCU